AUGCCUCAGUGGCAUGAGUUCAAUCGAGCCUUACUGACCAGAUAUUCAGAAACCAACCCGAUAUCCUGCGAUCCGUGCCGCCAGAAAAAGUGCAAGUGCGAUCGAAUUCUACCCGUCUGCACGCAAUGUACCGACCCCACGCGAUGCAUCUAUCCUGAAAGCGGCAAACGAGGCCUCCCGCAAGGCUACAUCACACACUUAGAAGCCCGCCUCGCCAGCACCGAGCAAGCCCUCUUCGCGGUCUACGAGCAUCUUCGCUCGCUGGGCCUGCAUACGGAGAUCCCGGAGGGUUUGGGCGAGCAGCAACCGAGUCGAUCGCAGACGCGGGUCGCGAAGAUGGCCGAGUGGGAACGUCUUCCGCUCAAUGCGCGCGGGGACUUAGAGCGGUGGUGGGCGGAACGGAGGGGAGGGGUGGCAGGUUAUUCGGAUGGGCUGGCUGGGGAUACUGCUCAAACGCAGACUGCGGUGUUGGGGUCCGGUAGUAGAGAGGAUGCAGGGGGUCAGGAGGAAGUUAGAGAGAGGGAGGGGAGGGCGGAGGAGUUGGCGAGAGGGGAGGCAGGGGUUUAUUUCUGA
This is a messenger RNA of Aspergillus melleus, 573 nucleotides long. RefSeq names its product Zn(II)2Cys6 transcription factor domain-containing protein. Gene Ontology annotation, biological process: regulation of DNA-templated transcription. The transcript is spliced from 4 exons. The record is from RefSeq and is a predicted model, not a curated record. Gene Ontology annotation, cellular component: nucleus. Gene Ontology annotation, molecular function: zinc ion binding; DNA-binding transcription factor activity, RNA polymerase II-specific. Lineage: Eukaryota; Fungi; Ascomycota; Eurotiomycetes; Eurotiales; Aspergillaceae. The coding region runs from base 1 to 573 and encodes 190 amino acids.